Brachypodium distachyon (stiff brome) is the source of this 1596-nucleotide messenger RNA. Its product is annotated as peroxidase 5. Gene Ontology annotation, molecular function: peroxidase activity; heme binding. The record is from RefSeq and is a predicted model, not a curated record. The coding region runs from base 270 to 1298 and encodes 342 amino acids. Gene Ontology annotation, cellular component: plasmodesma; plant-type cell wall. Gene Ontology annotation, biological process: hydrogen peroxide catabolic process; response to oxidative stress. Lineage: Eukaryota; Viridiplantae; Streptophyta; Magnoliopsida; Poales; Poaceae. The transcript has 2 exons.
UGUUCUUCUUUAAUCAGUGCUCAGCUGGUCACUCACUCCUCUAUAUGCAUGUCGAUCACUAGUACUAGCCGCUAGCUAGCUUCCAUUUUCUAUCACCCUCGAAUCUUAGCUGUACCCACGUAUAAAUGGCACUGCACUGAACUUUGCUGUUACACACGCAUACCGAUAUAUCCUCUGCACAGACCCAGAGGCCGGUAGCACUAACUUCCACAAUCCAUCCAUAUCUAGCUCUCUAACUAGCUCUAACUAGCUAGCUUGGUCCGCCGGAGAUGGAUUCCAGAGGCGGCGUCGGCGAUGCUCGUCGUGUCAGCUCAGUGCUGAAUGCCAUGGUCCUGCUCGCGUGGGCUUGCUCCUUCUUGGGCGGCGCCGACGCCCAGGCCCAGGCCCAGGCCCAAGCAAAGCUGGAUGUCGGCUACUACAACGGCAGCUGCCCGGACGCCGAGGACCUGGUCACCACGAUCGUCCACGCCUCCAUCCGCAUGGACCCCGGCAACGGGCCCGGCCUCAUCCGCCUCUUCUUCCACGACUGCUUCGUCAGGGGCUGCGACGCGUCGGUGCUGCUGGACGACCCGACGGGGAACUCGACGGCGGAGAAAGACGCGCCGCCAAACUUCCCCUCCCUACGAGGCUUCGGCGUGAUCGACCGCGCGAAGCGCGUGGUGGAGCGCCGGUGCCCGGGGACCGUCUCCUGCGCCGACAUCCUCGCCUUCGCGGCACGUGACGCGUCGCGCAUAAUGGGGGGCGUCAAGUACUCCGUCCCCGCGGGACGGCUCGACGGCCGGGUCUCCCGGUCCGCCGAAGCGCUCAACAACCUCCCACCCGCGAGCUCCAACAUCACGCGGCUCGUCUCCCUCUUCAAGUCCAAGAACCUGACCGCCGACGACAUGGUCACGCUGUCCGGGGCGCACUCCAUCGGCCGAUCCCACUGCUCCUCCUUCACCUCGCGCCUCUACCCGAGGAUCGACGCCACGCUGAAUGUCACUCUGGGGAAAGCUCUUCGUGCCGGGAAGUGCCCGGCGGCGACGGGGAGGCUGGAUAGAGUGGUUCAGUUGGACCAUGUCACGCCGUUGAUGCUGGACACGCAGUAUUAUGUCAAUGUGGGGAACCAUGAGGUGCUCUUCGGGUCCGACCAGGCGCUGACGGACAGGACCGACACGGCGAGGCUCGUCGCGGCGUACGCCGGCAACCGGAAGCUCUGGUCGCGGCGGUUCGGGGAGGCCAUGGUGCAGAUGGGCUACGCCGACGUGCUCACCGGACCGCCAGGGGAGAUCAGGAAAGUCUGCAGCAGAGUCAACUAAAGCUAGCUUAGCUAGUGGAGUAGUACAGCAUCAAACACAUUUCUUUUGUUUUAUUUUUUUCUCUCGAUUCAGAGUUCUGUGCAUGCAUGCACAUGUGUACUGAUCCGGCCGCUAUUAGCUGUACAUGAUAUGAUCGAUCGCCAGAUUCUGCCUUAAUUGGCUCCGAGGUGCAUGCUACCUAAGGGUAGAUCAGUUGUCACAUUGUCGGAAAAUUCCAUUGAUUGAUUUUGUGGGGCUAUACUUGGUUAUUAGGAGAGAAAUGAAUGAAUCAAGAAUGAUAAUGAGAUCAGUGUAUUAA